CUCUCCUCAACCGUCCGACUGCUGCGUGGCACCUGGAUAUUGACUCAGACGAUACAAAACUAUCGUCUACCUUUCAUCUAUAAGAACCUGCAAUCCCUCGGGUUGUAGAGUCAAAACAUCCGACUCACCAUACAACAUACCAUAGAACGGUCUUCCACGCAACUCCACCACCCGACUCCCAGCACCACAACACAAGAUGACCAACACCAGCGACCCCGAGACCGUCGAGGUCAUGCCUGAGAUUCGUUCCCAGGAGCAGCCCAUUGCCAGCAGCCGCAGAGUGACGGUGCGCCUGGGAGACGACGGCCCCAACUCGACACGAUCAGACAUCCGCAUCUCUCACGGCAGCAAAAAGGACGCCCUCUCUAUCCAGCUCAACCGCACAAUCCGCGUCCCCGACAACAGAGACACCAACAGUCUCCCCCCCGGUCUCGGAACCUUCCCUCUAUUCAAGGUCCACGAUUACGCACACAACAUGCCCCCGGACAUGGCCAAGAAGGGCGGCAUCUUCUUCCCAAUGUACCAGCGCGAGGCUAUGUGGGUCAACUUCUCGGCCCAGGCCCCUUUCGCCAUCAAGAUCUACGUUGGCGGUGUCAAUGCGGUUUCCGGCCUGCCCAUGACGGAGAACGAAAAGACGCUCGAAAAGCGCGUGCGGUUGCUCAACAGCGGCAAGCAGAUCCAGGACUACAUGGUGGUGCCUGACCAGAACUGGCUGGACGGCAUUGUAUCAGAGGACGGCAAGAUCCGGCAGUUCGUCGCGCAGCCCAAGGGAUCGGGCUUCUCGGUCGAGGCCCAGGUCACCGGAGAGGAGAACAUUGGCGGCAUCCAGAUUGAAGUGAUUCCCAUCAAGAAGAAUCUCCCAACCGAGUUUGACGUCCGCUACGAGAACAAGGAGCAUAAGGUCGUCACCCGGACCUUCAACGUUGCGGAAAAGGGUCUCACCGGUGAGAGCACCUGGCUGGACGUCAAGAAGCUCAUCCGCGACGAGUUCGACAUUGCCGUCGAUCAGCAGCGUCUCAGCGACCACAACAACCGCUCGGGCUUUGACAAGUACCGAAUCGACUUUUCCGACAAUACCAAGCUUGGCGACACCUACUUCCCACCAAACUUCUCGACUGUCAACGUCGUGCACGAUACGCCAAUGCGAGGCCGCAUGCGCAUGAUGGGAGGGCUCAAGUCCAUGGCGGCUCCUGGCGGCGGUCCCGAGAUGAUGAUGUGCGCAGCUUCCGUCUCCAGUCCUAUGGCGGCACCACCUCCGGCAGUGGAGGAGAUGGGUCUUGCGGCUGGUGGUCUCAUUACCCAAACGAUCGAGGAAGACAAGUAUCCGGCCGACGUCUGGGACGUCGAGGCCUCAGUGAUGUUGAACCUGCAGAUCCUGAGCGUCGAGUCCUUCUGCGCCGUGACUGGACAGCCGGCCCCCGACACCCCGGUUAACGCCCAGUCAUACGCCAACCACGGCUAUCCAUUUUUUGAGAUUUGGGGAGAGGAGAAGACGGGCAUCAAGGGGGACUUUUCCGACGUGAAGAGCGUGGCGCAGAUCGAGGCCGAGAGAGCCGCAGCGGCCGGCGAGGAGUACAAGGAGGAGGAGAGCGUGCCGGUGAGGAUUGUGCAGCUGGGCCCCUUCCGAAGCACAUUCCGGCCUGUGGAGGUGCUGAAGAAGGAGCUCGAAGGGCUACGCUUGGAGUGAUGAUUGUAUGACAUUUUAAUGAUGCAUGAAAGGACGCAUGGCACAGGAUACUGGGUUUUCGACAAUAAGAAAUGUUCCGCACUCUGUCUCAAGUCACAAGCCAGAUUAGGAUCGUAGGUCGGACUGAAAAAUUAUGGCAGCAAUAGUUUCUGCAUCACCUUAGGUACCUUAGCCCAGAUGAAAAAGAACUACCUACUUCACUUGCAUGCA
This is a messenger RNA of Colletotrichum scovillei, 1897 nucleotides long. RefSeq lists its product as uncharacterized. The record is from RefSeq and is a predicted model, not a curated record. NCBI's taxonomy places the organism in Eukaryota, Fungi, Ascomycota, Sordariomycetes, Glomerellales, Glomerellaceae. The transcript has a single exon. Bases 197 to 1687 code for a protein of 496 amino acids.